This is a messenger RNA of Bipolaris victoriae FI3, 1530 nucleotides long. Its product is annotated as glycoside hydrolase family 27 protein. Bases 1 to 1530 code for a protein of 509 amino acids. Gene Ontology annotation, biological process: carbohydrate metabolic process. The transcript has 4 exons. Lineage: Eukaryota; Fungi; Ascomycota; Dothideomycetes; Pleosporales; Pleosporaceae. The record is from RefSeq and is a predicted model, not a curated record. Gene Ontology annotation, molecular function: alpha-galactosidase activity.
AUGCCUCCCUCACAUAACAGCAUCCUCGUCGUCACGGCUCUAGCCAACGUCGCAGCUGCCGUAAACAAUGGCCUUGCUAUUACACCGCCAAUGGGUUGGAACAACUGGAACGCUUUUGGAUGCGAUGUUUCCGAAAACCUGCUUCUCACAACCUCGGCCCAGAUCAUUGACUUGGGUCUGCGAGACCUGGGUUAUAACUAUGUUGUCUUAGAUGAUUGCUGGCAAAAUCCCAAGGGACGCGACAAGGAUGGAAAACUUCAACCAGCAUUGGACAAGUUUCCCAAUGGCUUAAAGUCAAUUUCGGACCAUCUCCAUGACCACAAUCUCAAGUUUGGAAUGUACAGCAGUGCUGGUGAAAUGACUUGCGCGAGAUUCGCUGGGUCGCUCGACCACGAAAUUGAUGACGCAAAGAGCUUCGCUGGAUGGGGAGUAGACAUGCUGAAGUAUGACAGCUGCUAUCACAUGGGCCGCGUUGGUACUCCGUCGGUAUCAUUCAAUCGUUUCAAGACUAUGGCAGAUGCCUUGAAAGCGACGGGACGAAACAUCUUAUUCAACUUGUGUAAUUGGGGUGAAGACCUGGUUCAUACGUGGGGAAUGUCCAUCUCAAACUCUUGGCGCAUCACAGGCGAUAUCUAUGAUUCAUUUACACGCCCCGACGAUCUCUGCGGCUGCAAUACCGUGGCGCCAGGUGAUGUCAACUGUGUAGCACCUGGCACUCACUGCUCGGUACUGUUUAUUCUUAACAAGGUCGCGCCAUUUGCAGAUCGCAGCAUUCCUGGCGGUUGGAGUGACCUCGACAUGCUCGAAGUCGGACAGGGUGGUAUGACCGACGAAGAGUACAAAGCACACUUUGCGCUUUGGGCAGCUCUCAAAUCUCCAUUGUUCCUUGGCAACGACCUGCGUGAUAUGCCAGCUUCUGCGCUUACCAUUAUCAACAAUCCGGCUAUCAUCGCGCUGAGCCAGGACCCUCAUGGUAGAAGUGUAACGCGAGUCCGACGCGAUACCGAGGGUGUCGCCAAAGACGAAUGGGGCGUCGGCGAGACGCACGUAUGGGCUGGACAUUUGCACAAUGGCGACGAAGUUGUGAUUCUUCUAAAUGCUGGUGGAAAAGACACUGAGAUGAGUGUCUCACUUGCGGAGAUUUUCAUUCCCUAUGGACCUGGAGGCUCAGCACCACAUAACAAGUACGACUGGGACAUUCAUGAUCUUUGGGCGCACCGCAUGCCUGAGAAGACAGCUGAACAGAUCCUUGCGGCAAAGACAAGUUCAGAGAAGCAAGCAGUACUCUCAAAGUCGAAUUGGUACAACGCCACCGAAAUUCCUUACGCUACUGGUCUUGCGCAAGAAGAUCCACGACUAUUCGGCGAGAAGAUUGGCGUAGCCAAAGCCGGAGGGUUACUCAAAGCGGACGUAAAGAGUCACGCUGCGCGAGUCUUUCGACUGCGAAGGGUUGCAAAGAAAGGAGAUGCCUUCGAGGCGAAGAGCAUCUCAAGAGACGACGUCGACGUCGAGGAAAAGGAUGAGCUAUAG